Dipodomys spectabilis (banner-tailed kangaroo rat) is the source of this 1927-nucleotide messenger RNA. RefSeq names its product phosphatidylinositol glycan anchor biosynthesis class B (gene Pigb). The record is from RefSeq and is a predicted model, not a curated record. Lineage: Eukaryota; Metazoa; Chordata; Mammalia; Rodentia; Heteromyidae. Gene Ontology annotation, cellular component: endoplasmic reticulum membrane. Gene Ontology annotation, molecular function: alpha-1,2-mannosyltransferase activity. Gene Ontology annotation, biological process: GPI anchor biosynthetic process. The transcript has 12 exons. Bases 81 to 1709 code for a protein of 542 amino acids.
GGUCCGAUGGUGGCGGCGGCGGCGGCGGCGGCGGUGGCGCGUCUUCAGCCUGCUCCCGAGCCGUUUCGGGGGUGGGGGCGAUGGAUCUCGAGGGCGGGGACGGCGGGAUCGCUUUCCGUGGUCUGCCGAGCCGCUCCGGCCCGAAAACGAAGCUGCGGAAGAGAAAGUCUACCCUGUACGCCAGCGUCCCGGAGAAGGGCGCCCGACCCGCGGGGGAUCUCCUUGGAGAAAACAUUUAUCUGUUCUUGUCUAUCAUUGCUUUAAGAAUACUUAACUGCUUCUUAGUGCAGACGAGCUUUGUUCCAGACGAAUACUGGCAGUCUCUUGAAGUUGCACAUCACAUGGUUUUUAAUUAUGGUUAUUUAACCUGGGAAUGGACAGAAAGAUUGAGGGGUUAUACUUACCCCUUAAUUUUUGCAAGCAUAUACAAGAUUCUGCAUCUAUUGGGGAAAGAUAGUGUGCAGUUACUGAUCUGGAUUCCCAGACUCGCCCAAGCACUUCUGUCUGCUCUAGCAGACCUGAGGCUUUACUCAUUAAUGAGGCAACUGGACAGCCAGGAAGUGGCAAGAUGGGUGUUGUUUUGCCAGUUGUGUUCUUGGUUCACGUGGUAUUGCUGUACCAGAACCCUCACCAACACCAUGGAAGCUGUUCUCACUGUACUUGCUCUUUUCUACUAUCCUCUGGAAGGUUCCAAGCCUGUGAACAGUGCUAAGUAUGUGUCACUGGUGGCAUUUGCCUUCAUAAUUCGUCCCACAGCCGUCAUCCCAUGGAUACCUCUACUCUGCACACAUUUCUGGCAAGCACGGAGAAAGCUCCCGCUUACUCUACAUCAUUUCUUACCUGUAGGAUUUGUAGCUUUUAGUUCAUCUCUGAUCAUUGAUCGCAUUUUUUUUGGCCAAUGGACUCUGGUGCAGUUUAAUUUCUUGAAAUUUAACGUGCUGCAGAAUUUGGGAACAUUUUAUGGCUCUCAUCCGUGGCACUGGUACUUCAGUCAAGGAUUUCCAGCUGUCCUGGGUACGCACUUACCCUUCUUUAUCCAUGGCUGCUUUCUAGCCCCAAAGAGGUACCACAUACUCAUGGUGUCUGUGCUAUGGACACUGUUAGUUUAUAGCAUGUUAGGUCACAAAGAAUUCAGGUUCAUCUACUCAGUUUUACCAUUUUGUAUGGUGUUCUGUGGAUACUCAUUAGCCCACCUGAAAUCAUGGAAGAAAGCCGCCCUCAGUUUCCUGUUUUUAUCAAAUACGCUUCUUGCAUUCUAUACUGGUUUAGUUCAUCAACGAGGCACCCUUGAUGUCAUGAGUCAUAUUCAAAAAGUCUGUCACAGCAGUCCCAAUAAAUCUUCGGCCUCAAUACUUAUACUGAUGCCAUGCCACUCUACUCCUUAUUACAGCCAUGUUCACUGUCCACUUCCAAUGCGAUUUCUCCAGUGUCCUCCAGACUUGAGUGGAAAAAGUCAGUAUCUUGAUGAAGCAGAUGUGUUUUACCAAAACCCCUUGAAGUGGUUACAUAAGGAAUUUCCUGAGAAUGCAUCACUACCUACUCACUUGAUCAUCUUUAGUGCUUUGGAGGAGGAAAUAAGUGUUUUCCUAGCUGCAAGAAAUUAUGAGAGGACUGCUAUUUUCUUCCACACUCACUUGCCAGAAGGUCGAACUGGAACUCACAUAUAUGUCUAUGAACAAAAGGCAAAUGGGAAACUCAAAGAAAGAUGAAACUUAACUGUUCAGAAUUUCUAGAGACGGUAUGGUGUCUGACAUCACUGGAUGGAGACAUUCCGACAACACUUCAGUCAAUGCCAAAGUUGGACUCAUUCCUUGCAAUAAACUAUUAUGAGCAGCGCAAAUAUCAUUACUGAGGAAUUGUAUAAAAUAUCACAAAGUUAAAAAAAAUACAAUGCCAGAAUUUAAAUAAAGACCUUUAGUUUUCCUCA